Aspergillus heteromorphus CBS 117.55 is the source of this 2259-nucleotide messenger RNA. Its product is annotated as putative 60S ribosome biogenesis protein Rrp14. Gene Ontology annotation, cellular component: nucleolus. The transcript has 6 exons. The record is from RefSeq and is a predicted model, not a curated record. NCBI's taxonomy places the organism in Eukaryota, Fungi, Ascomycota, Eurotiomycetes, Eurotiales, Aspergillaceae. Gene Ontology annotation, biological process: ribosomal small subunit biogenesis; ribosomal large subunit biogenesis. Bases 1 to 2259 code for a protein of 752 amino acids. Gene Ontology annotation, molecular function: RNA binding; DNA binding.
AUGCCAUCGCUACUUUUCUUCCUGUGUCUCCUGUUUUUCAGUCUCCCACAGGCUUUCGCAGCUGCCAUCCCGGGCCGCCCUACGGUCUACCUCAUCCGUCAUGGCGAGAAGCCCCCGGAUCCCGAGGACAGCGGGUUGAACGCCGACGGCUUCAAGCGCGCAGAGUGUCUCCGAGAAGUCUUCGGUGCGACCUCGCCCUAUGAUAUCGCCCAUGUGAUGGCCCCCAAGAUCAAUUCGCUGGGCCAGCAUCGACGGCCCUAUGAGACUGUACUCCCCGUCGCAACAGAUCUCAAUCUCCCGGUUGAUACGUCCUGCAAGCGAAACCGGGCCGAAUGCGUGGCGAAACGGAUAAGAGAGUUCAAGGGACCCGGGAAUAUUCUGAUUUCCUGGCGACAUGGCAAGAUGAGGGAGAUUGCCCAGGCCUUGGGCUACGAGGACCCCCCCGCCUACCCUGAUGAGCGGUUCGACCUGGUUUGGACCAUCCCGUUUCCUUAUGAUAAUAUCACCAGUAUCCGAAGCGAACGAUGCCCGGGGUUGGAUGUGCCGCAUGCGAUGAAGCCGAGCGGAGAACGUGAGCGCCAAGAUUUCAAGUCGCCCACCCAAUUUUUUCGAGGUAUCGCGGCUUUUGCUACUUUGCCCGAGCGUUGCCCCCAAAUAUCCUUCAACCUCCAGGAACGGCUGCGAAGCCACGCUCAGGCCUUCGAUGGUCUGCUGUCGCUGAUCCCGGCAAAGCACUACUACGGCGAGGAUGGCAGUGAGCAAUGGAAGCGGAAGAAGCAGACCAAGGAACAGGCUAGAGAGGCCAAGCGGGCGAAGCUGGACCCCGAGUCGGCCAAGUCGGCCAAGGACGUGAUGGACGAGAACGCACGGAAACGCAAACGCGACGAAGAGCGCAAGGAGGGUGACGACUCGUCCGACGGCGACCUCGGCUCGGAGAUGCCCAAGGAAGGUCUGAAGAGAGGCGACGCAAAGGCCAAGAAGCAGAAGCAGGGUGAAAACUCGGCAAAUGCGGAUGGCACCCCCGCCAAGUUGAACGAGGAGGCAGAGGCGCGCAAGAAGCUGAAGGAAGACAAGAAGGCACAGAAGAAGGCCGCCCAAAAAGAGAGGAAGAAGGCCAAGGACGCCGCUAAAAAGGCCCAGGUGGUAGAGCUACCAGCGACCGAGACCGAGACCAAGACCCCUGCGGCCGAAGCCGUACAAAAAUCCGAGUCUGCCCCCGCCGGCGGCAAGUCUAAAAAACAAGAAGAAGAAGAGGAGGCCGACAGUGACAAUGAAAGCGCUGAGGGUGUUCCUGCCGAGGAGCUCUCUCUCGAGUUCAAUGCUGAACAAGACGAACAGCCGUCUGCGUCGAGCUCCAACUCCCCUGCCUCGAAUCCCCAAUCCGGCAGCUCUUCCAUAUCCUCCAUUGUCCCUCCCACCGAUGCCUCCAAGACCUCGACCUCCGAACCUAAGCCCCUCAAGCCCACCCCCGAUCAACUAAAAGAGCGCCUACAGAAGCGCCUCGACGAGCUCCGCGCCGCUCGUCAAGCCGACGGACUGAACGGCCGGCCCGCCCGCAACCGCCAAGAGUUGAUCGAAGCCCGCCGACAAAAAGCGGAGCAACGCAAGGCGCACAAGAAGCUGCUGCGCCAGAAAGCCAAGGAGGAGGAAGAGCAGCGGGAGGACGAAGCCAUGGCCCGGCGCUUCUCUCCGGGCGGUUCCGGGUCUCUCCUUGCCUCUCCGCGCUCCCCGGCUGAGUCGGUCAGCUCCAACAACAACUACGCCUUUGGCCGGGUCGUCUUCGGUGAUGGCCAGCAGGCCGACCCCACCCUCUCCAGCACCCGCGAGCAACCCAAGCACCGCCAAGGGACUCACGACCCCGCCGCGGCUCUCAAGGCGGUCGAAGCCAAGAAGGCCAAACUGGCCGCCAUGGACGAGGAAAAGCGGGCAGACAUCGAGGAGAAGGACAUGUGGCUGAACGCGAAGAAGCGGGCACACGGUGAGCGGAUCCGGGAUGACACCUCCCUGCUGAAGAAGGCGCUCAAGCGCAAGGAAACGGCCAAGAAGAAGUCGGAGCGCGAAUGGAAGGAGCGUCUCGAGGCCGUCAAGAAGGGCCAGCACAUGAAGCAGCAGCGCCGCGAGGACAACCUCCGGAAGCGCCGCGAUGAGAAGGGCGGCAACAAGGGCAACAAGAAGAAGCCCGCGGGCGGAGCCAAGAAGAAGUCUCGUCCGGGCUUCGAAGGCAGCUUCAAGUCCAAGUCCGGUGGUGGCAAGAAAUAA